Molecule: messenger RNA, 7283 nt
Organism: Ooceraea biroi (clonal raider ant)
Lineage: Eukaryota; Metazoa; Arthropoda; Insecta; Hymenoptera; Formicidae
Biological process (GO): proteolysis
Cellular component (GO): extracellular region; membrane
Molecular function (GO): serine-type endopeptidase activity; chitin binding; protein binding
Source: RefSeq, a predicted model, not a curated record
UGCUCACGCAGCGUCAAUUGGCAAAUAGUUCUGUUUGCAGCCGCUCGUUCGUUGCGUCGUCACACGCACGUCGGCAUUUUUUUCGUCUCAAACAAGUGUGCGUGAGCGUCAUCGAGAAUUUUCUCUUGCUCUGUAUCUCUCUCUCUCUCUCUCUUUCCUUCCCUCCUCUUUCUCUCUUACGCUCUCCCCGCUCUAUUAUCUGCGUCUUUUACGUGUUGCCGUUUUUCCCCACUACGGCAUUCAUCAGGCUGGGACGAACUUCGACCUCUUCGGCUGAUAACCCUCCGAUUCCCGUGAACUAGAGCGUUUGUUUUCCCCGGUAUCGGCUUCUGCGUAAACUGGCGGCGAUCAGCAAUCGCCACGAUUUUACGAGGAGCCGAGGAUCAGUAUAGUACGAUGCUUGGUGUAUCGUGGUACCAUCGAAGAUGUCGCCGUGUUUUAACAGUUUUCUCACCGUGCUCUGCCUCGUGGCUGUCGUCGUUCCUUCCUCCGCGAUCUAUGAUCCGAGAGUGACUACGAAACCGCCAGAACGUCGUGAAUCAGUGCUUCCUUGGCAUUCGAUCGACAAGGAGAAUGUAUCGCGCAUUCAAACGGGGUCUCGUUCUUUACAAUGGCAGCAACCGCAAGACAAUACUUCGUCCAAGCUUGGCAGAAAGGGUUGGUCUCCUUGGCGCAAGACUGGGGGUAGUGGAAUCGAACAAAGAACACAGAUUGAUACUCCAGAUUACGUUCGUGAGCAAGCUUCCGCGGAAAUUCCUGACCAAGAGCGUGACGUCAAAUUCGAUAAGCUUGGACAACAGGAAAACUGGAAACCUUCUCUUGAAUGUAGCGAAUUAAUAGAGUCUGAUAAAAAUAAUGGGCGUUUUAAAGAUAAAUCAAAAUACGAAAGAUGCGGUCGGCCUCAAAAUGAGAUUGACUUCGAGCAAAAGCUAUUGCCGAGAACUGAUAAUAUUAAAGAAACGCAUGUACAACGUGAGAACGAUGAUUUGUACGAGGGCAUGGCUAUUGAUAGCACGAAACCACGAAAGGAAAAUAUACUCCUUUCACAAAAGCCACAGCACAAAGUUGCAGGAUAUGAUUCUCAAUUGGGUGUUCAAUGUCCUACUCUGGAUUCCACAGGACAAUUUGUUUAUCCGCCAGAUUGCAAGUUUUUUGUUAAUUGCUGGAACGGCCGCGCAUUUCUUCAGCCAUGUGCUCCCGGCACCUUGUUUAAUCCUGAUACUCUGGAAUGUGAUUUUCCGCACAAAGUCAAAUGCUACGAGAGUGAAUCCGCCUCUCUCAGAGAGCCAUUAAGCUCCGAAUCUCAAAUUAAUAAAAAGCUACAAAGACUGCAAGAACCAAAAUGUCCAACUUCUUUUACGGGUUUGUUGCCACAUCAUGGAGAUUGCACAAAAUUUUUACAAUGCGCGCAUGGUGCAACUUAUAUUAUGAAUUGCGGCCCUGGAACAGUUUUCAAUCCCGCUAUUGGAGUAUGCGAUUGGCCACACAACGUAAAGGGUUGCGAAGAUACCUUUAAAUCUAAUGAGGAUGACAGAGUACUUAUACCUCCACAUCCGAUUUCUGGACAUGAUAAAUCGACAUAUACCGAAAUCAAGAAAAUUACAUGUCCUGCGGACUUCACUGGAUUAUUGCCGCAUCCGGAAACGUGUAAAAAAUUCCUCCAAUGUGCAAACGGUGUUACUUAUGUGAUGGAUUGUAGUCCUGGAACUGCUUUCAAUCCUAUUACGACGGUUUGUGACUGGCCGUACAACGUGCCUAGUUGUAAAACAGAUAAAUUCGGUGGUGGAGUACACAGAGCAGGGAGUGAUACUUGGUCACCAUCUACUGAUGUUAGAAGUACCACGUCGAGUUCAGGCCGAUACAAUCCCACUGAUUCGCAUGGUGUUCUUCGACCAGAGACCAGUACAACGAUUCGACCAUAUAGACCAACAUGGAAACCAUUAACGACAACUCCGAAUUCACGUUCAAUACCAACAAGGACCAUAAUGCCACCUUAUUUUCAUUCCACGCGUCCCACUUAUUACCAUGAUCGUUACGGUCAUUUUCGCGAAGGAAGUCAGUACGAAGGUCACAGGCCGACUCAUCCGAAAUGGAAACCGACAAGUGAAAAUUCCAGGCUUCCUUCCGACAGCAGUCGCAAAUUUCCGGGUCAUUCAAGUAGCAAGCAAUGGACAGGAGGAAAUCGGGGAACUGAUCAAGAUUCGCAAGGAACUUACCAUUUCGAACAUACAGAAGGAUUAUGGCCACCUGAGCGUGGAAAUCAAGAUCACGAGCGUGAUUCCGAACAUUAUCCACCUGGCCAUCAUUACCAUCAUCAUCACCAUCAUCAUCACUAUCAUGGACCACCAGUAAAUCCUCCAGCAAAUCCAAAUUGGAACUCAGGUAAUCCCAUGGCAACCACCGGUGAUCGAAGAUACAAUGAAGGACCCUAUCAAGGAUACACUCCGAACGUGGAUGACACGCGCUGGCACCCUGAUCACAAUCAUCAUCGUUAUCCUCAUCAGGAUGGCCACCAUCAUUUUGGACAUGCUGCGCCAGCUGGAACAGAUCAGAGGCAAUUUCCACCGCACUUCCCUUCCGGAAGACAUGACGAAGAUAAUGUUCACGGUGUGCAUAACGAUACGCGAUACGGUAUCGACGGUAAUUUACCAGCAAAUCGACCGGACGGUUAUGACCUCUUACCGAACAGGCAAGAUUACGGCAGGACAAGUCCUGGACUUCAUUAUCCUAGUUUCAAUCGCACUUCUUCGCCCGCUGGAAAUGUUUUCCUAAAUAGUACCGAUAAAUUUCCUGGAAGCCAGCAUCGGACCCAGGAGGGGUCGCGACAAGAUAGAGUAUCAUUUCCUAGGCCAGGACAAGAACAUACUACUUGGAAUCAGCCAGAUGGAUCUGCUUUCAAGCCGAGUACUUGGCAUGAUCAGCAAAAUCGACAACAAGUAGAAACCGAUCUGUGGGAUCGAGGCACAACCAGUCCAGCCAAUAAAGUGCAUCAAUGGCAAUCCGGAAUUAAUAUUGAUCAACAGAGCACAGCUGACAGAGAGGCGGAUAUAAAAAUGACGCAGUGGCCAUCCAAGACAAAUGUUUUUCCAGACCCAAAGAAGAAAGUAGAUUUAGGAACUAAGAAUGCGACACAACAUCCGAACACAAAUCUUUAUCCGCAUGGAAUAUACGUCAAUGUAAAUGGCAUACAAGGUCAUUACAUCACAAAGGAAAUUGAGGAUAAUCAGGGACGCUCAAAAAUUCAGCCACCGCAUGAUGCUUCCCAUCAGAAACCUGUCAGCUGGAAUAACACUUUUAAUAGUACUGAUAGAGAUCAUUCACCAUUUCAUGUCAUCAUAACGGCGACGUCCGUGACGCCCACGAUGACCCAACAUUUUCCAUCUAAACAACCUGAAUUAUCAAGGAGAGGAAGAGAUUUUGGAAAUAGUACGCAUGAGAAAGAGCUACCUACCCUCCGUAACACGAACGUUUUUAAUACAUCUAGUGUUCCAGUUGAACAAGAUGAGUAUUGGAGUAAUACAGAUGCGACGGAUGUGGAGGACCUGGAAUUCCCGGAAGUCGUCGAACCCGACAUAGAUGAUGAGGUGGAUAUAUUGGAUGAUAAAAAUGUUUGGAAGCCUAGGUUAAUUUUCGAAAAUAAGACGGAGACCACGACCGCUCCAUCGGUCAUUAUGAGAAUCGGACCGAAGAAUCUCGACGUGGAACUUUUUAAUAUCGAGGCGGCACCGUUUCAGAAAGAGGAACCUCCAUUUCCAAUUUAUUUUGUGCAGCCGGUGCAACCGUUAACUCAUUCGAAAAAAUCCGUUCGACCAACACCUAUAUCUGGCCAGGUGAUUCGCUUGAGGGGUGGUUCUGGUCCUAAUAAUGGUUAUGUCGAGGUGCAAGGUGUACAGCCCGGUUGGGGCAUUGUAUGCGAUUCCAGAAAUAGUUGGACGUUGAAAGAAGCUCAUCUUUUGUGUAAACAACUCGGUUACAUCAGAGGUGCUGAAAUGGCCUGGCAAGGUAGAAGUAAUCGCAUCGGAAUGCCGACUUGGAUUGCUGCAAAUACCGUAACGUGUCUCGGCAACGAAACUAAAUUUCAGUCAUGCAAAUUCACGCAUAAAGAGGAGUGCCGCGUGGAGAGAGAUGCAAUUGGCGUGCGAUGCAACCCCAAUCGUAUUGCGCAUUGUCGUAAGGACGAAGUACCGCAUGAGGGACACUGCUAUCACUUGGCUGAACCUGAUAGCGGCCUCAAUCAUGCCGAGGCAUUGGAACACUGCACACGACGGAAUGCACGGCUCAUCGACAUCACUAGCCAGGCGGAAAACAACUUCGUGUCGGAGUGGCUGUUGCAAUCGCAUCCGGAAGUUAGCUCGAUCAUGACUUCCGGCUUCGGUUUCACUACUAUGAAUCGCACCUUAUGGCUUUGGAGUGAUUCCGCCCGUGCCAAAUUCAAAUUUACAAAAUGGUGGCCUGGAUGGAUGAAUGAUACGAUGCAGCCACCUUGGGUAGGCUCUCGUCCUCUUUGUAUCCUAAUGAAACGAAAGUUUCCUUGUCAUGAACAAUCUGAGUCGAUUUGCAAUACAGAUUAUUUCUUCUGGGACGUUGAGGACUGUGCAACUUCAUCAAAAGGGCAUUCUUUCAUUUGCAAGAGACCUUACGACAAUAUUGGUUGCGUUUACGGGAAAGGAAAUCAAUACACUGGUACAGCCAACGUAACAUUAUCAGGAAAGAAGUGUCUUCCGUGGGCCAGUGAUAGAAUCGCACAUCAGUUACGCGUGACUGUUGUUAACUCAGAAGUUCGGGAGAAGCUAAAGAUGCACAACUACUGCAGAAAUCCUAAUCCGGCGAGAGAAUCGAGACCGUGGUGCUUCACGGAAGAUGGGAGGCACGAAUAUUGCGAUAUCCCCGCUUGUGGAAAUAUCGAUCCAAAACGGUCGAUGCUGUCUGGCCAGUGUAAACCUAAACAUUUCGAAUGUACGCCAGGAGAGUGUAUUCCGUCCCCAUGGGUCUGCGAUGGGGAGGAGGACUGCACAAACGGGGCUGAUGAAAGGAAUUGCAUGGUGGAUCUCAAUCUGUUUGAAAAAUCGGCAAAGCAUAAACUUGAGGGCUACGAUGUGGAGAAAUGGUUGAACACUCCGUUGAAAACCUGCGCCUUAAGAUGCAAAGAAGCUGAUUUCACGUGUCGCUCGUUUAGUCACAAAUCGGACGGCAACAUAUGUUUAUUAAGCGACAGCAAUAUUGGCUUAACUGGUGCGCUUAAGCCUGACAAGCAAUUUGAUUAUUACGAAAUGCGAGAGAGGAGCGUGGACUGCGACAACAUGUAUAUUUGUAGUAAUCACAAAUGCAUAAAUCAAACACAAGUCUGCGACGGCAAAAAUGACUGCAAUGAUCGCAGCGACGAGAGUAUCUGCACUAUUGAGAAUCUUGAUUACGAUAUUCGUUUGGCUGGUGCGAAUAAUACUAAUGAGGGUCGAAUCGAAGUUAAAAUUCUAGGAUACUGGGGUCAGGUAUGUGAUGACGGCUUUGGUAUGAUCAAUGCCGACGUCAUCUGCAAAGAGCUUGGUUUCAUUCAUGGAGCACUGGAAGUUAGACCAGGCGGGUUCUACGGAAACCUCGACCCACCCACGAGAUUUAUGGUGGAUCAGUUAAAGUGUCGCGGAAACGAGACUACACUACGGGAAUGCGAUUUUAACGGAUGGGGAGUUCACAAUUGUCAACCGGAAGAAGCUGUCGGCAUCGUGUGCAAGAUCGAGGUCGAUACUUGUCAGGAAGGUUACUGGAAGUGCGACAAUAGUUCAACCUGCAUACCAACUCCGUUCAUUUGCGACGAGGUGACCGAUUGUCCAGACGGCUCCGACGAGAGUUCGGAACAUUGUGAUGCACCGUUCGAGUUGCGCUUGGCAAAUGGUAGCAAUCCCAUGCAAGGAAGGGUGGAAGUACGUCAUCAUGGCGUGUGGGGUACCGUGUGCGACGACGACUUCACGAAUGCCACGGCGGCGGUCAUUUGCAGAUCCUUGGGAUACGGUGGGAUCGCAAUCGCCAAGAAAGAUGGUUUCUUUGGGCCCGGUCAAGGUCCGAUAUGGCUCGAUGAGGUUUUCUGCCACGGAAACGAGUCGCAACUAUAUCGGUGCGAACACAAUCACUGGGGCCAACAUAAUUGCGAUCAUAACGAGGACGCAGGUGUGAUUUGCUCACCCGGAAAUAUUAACAAUACCGAGAUUUAUUGGACAGACAACUCGGAAUUUACGGAACGAAGUAUCGACGAACUACUUCCGACACACUGUGGACAGCGUGCCAAAGAUUUUGACGAUGACGACGAUCUAAUAUUUCAGAAAGUAGUGCAUGGCUCUAUUGCGCCGAAGGGCACCUAUCCCUGGCAGGCCAGUAUACGAGUCCGGGGGCACAGCCGAUCAAACCACUGGUGCGGCGCGAUCGUUAUAUCACCUCUGCAUGUUCUAACAGCGGCGCAUUGUCUGGAAGGUUACAACAAGGGCACAUACUUCGUUCGCGCGGGAGAUUAUAAUACGGAUAUAGACGAGGGCACGGAAGCGGAGGCGAAUAUCGAGGAUUACUACGUGCACGAGGAAUUCCGCAAAGGUCACAGGAUGAACAAUGACAUCGCUCUGGUUCUACUUAAGGGUCGCGGCAUCCCACUUGGCAAAGAUAUCAUGCCAAUUUGCUUGCCGUUCGAGAACACCGAGUACUCGCCUGGGCUCAAUUGCACGAUCAGCGGGUUCGGCAGCAUCGAGACGGGAAAGACGGCGAAGGAUUUACGGUACGGUUGGGUGCCCUUGUUGGACCAGUCAAUUUGCCGGGCUAGUUACGUUUAUGGCGAAGGUGCCAUAAGCGAAGGGAUGAUGUGCGCCGGAUACCUCGAAGAGGGUAAUAUUGAUACGUGUGAAGGCGACUCCGGAGGUCCUCUGGCGUGUUAUCACAACGGAUCCUUCACCUUAUAUGGGAUAACCAGUUGGGGUCAGCAUUGCGGUAAAGCGAACAAGCCUGGAGUCUACGUCCGUGUAGCGCAUUAUCGUCAAUGGAUCGAUAAAAAAAUUAGAGAAUCAUUAGCAGGUAGAUAGAACGUCAUAAUCAUUGAAUUUUUUUAUCACAUACAUAUACACACACACGCGUCACAUAUGCAUGUAAAACAUUUCUAUAUUAAUUGUACAUAUACGUUUACUAAAAAUGUAUUUUUACUCUGGUACAGGCCAAUGUACAUUAACGAUAAUUGCGAGUUACAAUUUUAUAUCACAUCACCUGUAAAUAUAAUAAUAAUUAUUAGAUAUACUUACUCUGACAUAUGA